Messenger RNA from Miscanthus lutarioriparius, 1935 nucleotides. The record is from the annotation of a GenBank genome assembly. Lineage: Eukaryota; Viridiplantae; Streptophyta; Magnoliopsida; Poales; Poaceae.
AUGGCCGCACUCCGCCUCCCCUCCCCGUCGGCGGCGAGGUUGUCCCACCUUCCAACCCUGGUGUCCGCCUCCGCCGCGGCGCGUCGGGUCUCGCCCUCGCCAUCUCGCGGCGCGGCGGGCCAAGGGGAGGACACGCCGGAGCCGCCGGUAAGGACGCUGCUGAUCGACAACUACGACAGCUACACCUACAACAUCUUCCAGGAGCUGUCAGUCGUCAACGGCGUGCCGCCCGUGGUCGUGCGCAACGACGAGUGGACGUGGAGGGACGUCUUCAACCGGGUGUACAAGGACCGGGCCUUCGACAACAUCGUCAUCUCGCCUGGCCCUGGAUCUCCGGCUUGCCCCGCCGACAUAGGUGUAUGUCUGCGCAUACUUUUGGAGUGUGGAGAUGUACCCAUCUUGGGUGUCUGCCUUGGCCACCAGGCCCUGGGAUUUGUACAUGGUGCUAAGAUUGUUCAUGCUCCAGAAGCUAUACACGGGCGACUCAGUGAGAUUCAGCAUGAUGGAUGCUACCUCUUUAAUUGUGUUCCAUCAGGUACAAACUCUGGCUUCAAGGUAGUGAGGUAUCAUUCACUUGUAAUAGAAUCUGGUUCUCUGCCUGAUGAUCUUACAUCAAUUAUGUGGACUGCUUCUCCAAAUUUGCUUUCUUACCUUGAAAGACAUGCUAGUGAGUCAGAUGAUAGCCGAGUUAUCAUGGGCAUCAGGCACUCUAGCAGGCCUCAUUAUGGAGUGCAGUUUCAUCCAGAGAGCAUUGCUACUCAUCACGGAAGACAGAUUUUCCGAAACUUUAAGAAGAUAACAGGAGAUUUUGGAUUGUGCUCAUCAUGGCUUCAGGAAAGAAAGGUCAAUUCUGCAAGCCAUCGUGAUUCUAUCCCUAAGGACUUGUUGCGUACUGAAACAAUGGAACUUUCGGAGCCUGUACUUGGAAAGAGAGGCAUUGGGAAAAAGUGUUUACGAUUACGAUGGAAGAAGAUUGAAAAUUUCCUGUGUCCCACAGUUGGCUCUGAAGACAUAUUUGUGGUGCUUUUGGCCAUCAAAGCGGUGAAGACACGUUUUGGUUGGAUAGCUCAUCAGUUGACCAGGGCACGUUUUUCAUUUAUGGGUGGCAAAAGUGGGUCCCUGUGGAAGCAAAUGACAUUCCACCUAUCUGGUCAAAGAGCCAAUUGUGGAGGAACGCUUAUUACCCAAGAUGCUUAUGGUUAUACUGCCAAAAACUUCAUCAAAGAGGGCUUCUUGGAGUUCCUUAACAAGGUUUCUACAGUCACAACUAUGUUCUUAUCGAUGUCUUCCUUUCCUGGUAGUUCAGUUUCAUUGUUAUCUAGAUUUCUAAAUGCUAAUCCUGUUUCACAGUGCUCAUAUGCUACUGCUAUAUUUUCCAUUUUGCAUGUGCUCAACUUCACCAGUGAAAAAGAUCAGGCUGAGAACUUGAUGAUUGUUGACCUCUUAAGAAAUGAUCUUGGCAAGGUUUGCAAACCAGGGAGUGUGCAUGUCCCUCGUCUCAUGGACGUAGAAUCAUAUAAAACUGUCCACACCAUGGUGAGUACCGUCCGUGGAACAAAGAAGUCAAAUCUAAGCCCUGUUGAUUGUGUGAAAGCAGCCUUUCCAGGUGGUUCAAUGACUGGGGCCCCGAAAGUUAGAUCAAUGGAGAUCCUUGAUUCACUUGAAACUAGUCCAAGAGGUGUGUACUCAGGAUCGAUUGGGUUCUUUUCAUAUAACCACACAUUCGAUCUGAACAUUGUGAUUAGAACAGUUAUCCUGCAUGAUGGAGAAGCCUCAGUAGGGGCAGGUGGGGCGAUCGUAGCACUGUCAAACCCAGAAGCAGAAUACAACGAAAUGUUGCUUAAAGCAAAAGCACCAACAAAGGUGGUUGAGGAUUUCAUUGAAACAAUUUACAGCUCGGAUCGAUCGGAUUCGAUGCAGACAACCAUAAGCUAG